Eremomyces bilateralis CBS 781.70 is the source of this 7619-nucleotide messenger RNA. RefSeq lists its product as uncharacterized. Gene Ontology annotation, cellular component: THO complex part of transcription export complex. NCBI's taxonomy places the organism in Eukaryota, Fungi, Ascomycota, Dothideomycetes, Eremomycetales, Eremomycetaceae. Gene Ontology annotation, molecular function: mRNA binding. The record is from RefSeq and is a predicted model, not a curated record. The transcript is spliced from 3 exons. Bases 114 to 7442 code for a protein of 2442 amino acids. Gene Ontology annotation, biological process: mRNA processing; mRNA export from nucleus.
CUGGAAGCACCUCCGAAUACCUACACAGGUCGCUCAUCACUGUUGGAUGAUCGAGAUUCACUCCAUCAAUCGUCCCCGCCCUUAUCGGGCUUCGUUCUCACAGGUCCGUCACCAUGCCGCCGCCGAACAAGCGCAAACGUGGUGAUCGAUCCUACUCCACCGAUUCCACGGAGUAUGGGACGCGCCCUUCACCCCACCGUCCACAGAACUUAGGCCUGGCGCAGCAGAAUCCGAACGGCCAUGGCCCUUCCAUGUCUGGAAGAGGAGGCGGCGCGGCAGGCCGACGAUCGAGCAGAGGUGGUAUGAGAACCGCGUCGAACCAACAUCCUCCGAGUCCAAGCCCUUCCGCUUCCGCCGUGUCAACUACUUCGCACGCACAACAGAGACUGCAGUCACAAUCCGGCUUGAAAGGACCGCCUUCUGCCGUGUCCAGCCCUACGGCCUCGAUGAAAUCCCCUCACCUGACUGGACAGCAUCCGAAUAUGGCCUCUCGGCAUCCAAGCACAACCAGCAGCAUGGGACCUCCACCGAGCGAGAAGCCACAAGCACCGUUGAUAAUACCCCGAGCGUACGAAUAUCUCACGGACGAUGUGGUGGCGGCGUUCUCGACUUCCAAAGGCUCGUUACCCGAUAAAGUCCUUAAGAAGGAGGAAGAUAUCUAUGUGUCCUUGAACACGAUGUUCCAAGAGCUGAUGUAUUCGGCGUUGGAGGGACGGUUAUCACCUCGUGAUGCCGGUGCGGCUGUCAACAUGAUCUGCAAGAACGCGCAGAUUGUUGAACUCGUCGAUGCUUCCGACCUGUUCGUCGACUGCAUCGCCAUUCUACACGAGUCCGGUCUGGCCAAUGCAACCCUGCAUAGGCUGAUCCUAUCGAGCGGCGUCUCCCCUGCCUUGAUGCGCGAGCGACUAGAUCAAGAGCUCCUCACUGCCCUUGGUCUUGUUCGCGGUACUUUCGGACGGAUGGGCAUUAGAUACCUGACCGCAGCACUCUACAAACCGAACUCCUACAACCUGCUUCGCGAAGAGUCCGAAGGCUACUCGAAACUCAUCACGGAAUAUUUCACCACGGUCGAAAGCCAACCUCCGUCCGGCGAGAUUGUCGCGGAAACCUUUCACCGGGUCCUCGGCUUGAUCGGCACCUUCGAUCUGGAUGUCGGCCGUGUGCUCGAUGUCACCCUUGACGUUUUCGCGAACCUCCUCAUCCGUCACAACCGCUUCUUUGUCAAGUUUAUCCGUGCCAGCACGUGGUGGCCGGAAACCGUCCCGAACGAACGGUCAGAAUGGGACGCCCUUCCUUCAUGGGCCGAUCCUUCGUCCUCAUCAUGGACUACAUCCGAUGCAGAUCGGCAGAAAAUAUCGGCACGUCGCGAGGAGCGAGACCGAAUAUUCUGGGACUCGGUUCGCGAGAAGGGACUUAAGGCGUACUUCGAAAUUAGCACAGCUCGAGAGCUUACAGAGGGCGAGAAAGCUGAAGUGGAAGCCCAAGCCGCGGAUGAGCAUUUGAAUCCACAACUGAAGCAGAAUGUUGAGUGGAUGAAAGACACUGGAACGUUUCCACCAAAAGGAAACCACACUGCGGCCCAGUUGAUUGGAUUCAAGCUACGGUUCUACACGUCGAAGGCGAGAGACAAGGAUGAUAUGCUACCAGACAACCUGAUCUGCCUGGCGGCGUUGUUGAUCAAGAUCGGGUUCAUUUCACUUCGAGACCUAUAUCCGCACCUAUAUCCCGAGGAUCAGCAGAUGGAGACGUUGAAGGAGAAAUUGACCACCGACAAGGAAGAGCGGGAACGGAAGUCUAGGCCAGGUGGAGGAAUGAACGCCUUGACCAUGGCGGCUCCUUUAAUCGACGACACCCUCCCCCAAGGCAGCUUACCCGCCAAAGUCCGAGAAUUUGCGAAAGCCGAAGAGGCGGCCAAGAAAGACGUCGAGAUGAAAGACGCAGACGGCUUCAAGGAACCCUCUAACCAAAAGAUGGCCCUCCUCAAGGCCCUGCUUUGCAUCGGCGCCCUUCCCGAAGCCCUCUAUUUCCUUGGUCGAUUCCCUUGGCUGAUGGAACUGGACCCCGAACUCCCCAAAUACAUCCAUCGCUUCAUUAAUCACAGCAUCAGCCAAAUCUACGAGCCCCUCGAGCCACUUGCUCAUCGAACGCACGUGCGAGAGGCGAAGAAAGUUCCUUUCGAACAGGCGGGUAUGCCAAAGGGCCAUCUGAAGGCUGGCAAUCCGCCAUCAAGGAAAUCCCUCCGUUGGCAGAACCUCGACCGUGCCGACAAUGGCGACGGGAUCGACUACAAGUUCUACUGGGAGGAUUGGGGUGACAAUAUCCCGGUGUGCAGAAGCAUCGACGACUUCUUUGCCCUCUGUGCCUCGUUUAUGAAUGUUGCUGGCCUCAAGAUCGGUCUAGAUCCGGCUCUCUUGACGAAGAUGACCAGACUUGGGAAAUGGAGUCUGGGGCAAGAUACCUCCGAAGCCAACUUCAAGAGAUGGGCGGACCUGUUGAAGCGUCUCAUUGUUCCUGCAUUGAGUCUGACGAGCAACAAUCCCGGUGUUGUCAACGAAGUGUUCGAAUUGCUCCAACUCUAUCCGACCAGCGUCCGGUACAACAUCUAUGCCGAAUGGUACACCGGUGCAACCUCACGUUUACCAGAAAUGAAAACCGCCUUCGAUCAAUCUCGCGCAGAGACCAAAGACGUCCUCAAGCGCAUCAGCAAGACCAACAUCAAACAGAUGGCCCGAUCGCUCGCAAAGAUCUCUUGCGCUUCUCCUGGCAUUGUCUUCAGCGUUGCCAUCAACCAAAUCGAGGCGUAUGACAACCUCAUUGAAGUCAUCGUGGAGUGCGCUCGCUACUUCACGCUGCUGGGCUACGACAUUCUUACCUGGACACUCCUUAACUCCUUGGGCGGCAAAGGACGGAACGCUAUGCAAGCCGAUGGAAUGCUCACAAGCCGCUGGCUCCAUUCCCUCUCCACAUUCACGGGACGAGUCCUCAAGCGGUACAGCAUCAUGCAACCCACCCCGAUCCUACAAUACGUCAACUUUCAACUUCGCAACGGCGUCUCCACCGAUCUAGAGAUCCUCGAACAAAUCGUCACGUCCAUGUCCGGCAUCCGAUCCGACCCGACCUUCUCGGAAGCGCAGGUUCAGGCGAUGGCCGGCGGCCAGGCGCUCCAAGCGCAGAUCAUGGAGCAACUUCUCGACAAGCGGAGCGACGCGCGGGUGUCAUCGAAGCGGUUGAUGAAAUCGUUAGAAUUUAAGCUCGCUGGAGACAUUUUGAUCGCGUUGACGCACGAGCGACAGAAUUACAUCUUCUAUGAGACUUCGGAGAACGCGCCGUUGAAAGUGGCCGCGAACAACCUGGACAAAAUCCAUUAUGUCUGGGCGCAGUAUCUGGAUCUGCUCCACACCAAUUUUUCUUUCAAGGAGUUCGAGGCAGCCAUUCCUGGCAUCAUUGACUUGGUGUCGAAAUAUGGCAUCGAUACUAGCCUUGCCUUCACGAUCUAUCGUCCGAUCCUUACGCAAGGGAUGGCAGAGGUCGAUGCGAGCAGGAAGGCUGAGGAAGCGAAAAGGACAGACACGGAAUCUCCUAAGACCAAUGGAGACGUGGACAUGAGUGAUGUUGGAAAGGACGCUCCGAAACUGGCAGAGAGCACUGCCGCUACACCAACCUCUCAAGAGUCCGACUCGAAAGAUGUGAGGAUGGAGGAUGCUUCGCCCGAAAGUACAGAGGCCAAGACACCAGCUCCCUCAGUCAUGUUGGGUGAGCCAUGGCACCCCGUCCUGAAACCGCUUUUGGACGAGAUUCCCACGGACCACCUCGGCAGCAUGAAAGAUUCCUUGAGUCGAUCCUUCUACGCCACGUUCUGGCAACUCGCCUUCCACGACAUGCUAGUCCCCACACAGAGCUACGAGGACGAGAUCAAGCGACUUCGGGAGAGGUUCACCUCGGUGGCUACCGACCGUUCGGACAUUUCCACGACAGGAAUUGCGAAGCGUGAUGCCAAGAAGAAGCAAAUCACGGAGGUGCAAGACAAGCUUCGAGCUGAAAUGAAGUCGCAGAUCACCGCAUACCAACAGAUCCGAACCCGAUUGCAGAAGGAGAAGGACCAUUGGUUUGACAGUUACCCGAUCAAGAAGAACGAGUUCCAUGACGUCCUCCUUCAAGAGUGCUUCUUCCCACGCAUGCUUCUAUCGCCGCUGGACGCGCAGUAUUGUGUUCGCAUGAUGCUGUACCUCCACAAUUCCGGCACACCCGGCUUCCACACCGUGACGUUCAUCGACCGUCUCCUCCGCGAGAAGCAAGUCACCAACAUGAUCUUCCAAUGCACCGCGCGCGAAGCGUCGAACUUCGGCCGCUUCCUGAAUGAGCUGCUCAAGGAGCUCAAGAAGUGGCACGCGGACCAAGCCGUCUACGAAAAAGCGGCGUUCGGCCCGAAGAGAGACCUGCCCGGCUUUGCACGGAAGCUGCGCGUGGACAAGACACCCGAGAUGUUCCUGGAGUGGGAGGAUUAUCGUCGGUUGCUGUACAAGUGGCAUGGGCAGAUCAUGGCGGUGUUCAAGAACUGUUUCACAAGCGGGGAAUACAUGCACAUUCGGAAUGCCAUCAGCAUUCUCGAGUCGAUCCACCAGCACUUCCCAGCCAUCAACUGGGUUGGCAAACAGAUUCUGGAACAUGUCUCCACUCUGUCACGGAAGGAUCCCCGGGACGAUGUCAAGCUUGCGGCCAUGUCGUUGAUUUCCAAGUUGAAGAAGCGGGAGAAGGAAUGGUUGAUGCCCCAGGCUUUCCGAAUCGGCACCGACUCUCAUCCCAGUGCGAAAGCGCCCACAGCAGGAUCAAAGGCGGGCACGCCUGCUCAGCUGGGGAAAGGACUCAACGCGUCGGCGGCGGAGUUCAAACCCCUACCAGCUACUACCAAUGGUGUGGCGACUUCCCCGACCAAGAUAGAAGUUGAAGAUGGCGAGAUUGACGAUGCUAAGCGGGCCGAGGGAGAGACCACAGUCCAAACGCAGCCCAAAGAAGUUCAGCCUGAAACGGCGGUGACGGAGCCACGGCCUAUAUCGGCUGGUAACGAAAACCAACUUCCACUACCACCCAAAUCUGCGACCGACGAACGACCUUCUUCGCAUCCAAACACGCCGAUCCUUCCGCCUCAGCCUCUAGUCGGCGCACGUCCUCCAUCGUCUCUCCCGCCUCGUCCACACGGUCUACCCAACAAACCAGAACCAGUGGCGGCCCGUUCGCGGCUCUCAGAUCGCGGCGAUCGACCGAGCGAGCGACAUGCCGAUCGCCAACCACAUCGGCAGGAGAGUCGUCAAUCCACCGAAUACGGCAGACUCGAUCGUCCUGGUGACAUAUCCCGGGAGGGUCAUGAUACUCGCACUCGUUCCCGAUCUCCGAGUCGUAGAAGACGAGCACUGACACCGGAGAGGAUAGCAUAUGAGACUCGCGAUCGAACCGAUCAAACCCGCCCAACUAGUACUCGAGAACCUCGUCCCGCUGACGAUAGGCAAACGCGGGCAGGACGGGAGACGAGGCAGAGUGCUAGAGGUCAUCCGCGGGAUCGACCAGCGCAAGAGUUGCAGAGCAGCCCCGCAGAACGAGUUGUGAGGCAAGCACCAGGAGCACCACUAGCAAGAGAAGAGGCACCGAACCGGGCGGAUACGGAAGUUGCGCCUUCGGUCAACCCUGCGAGAGCUGCCUUAAUUGGACAAGCAAUUGUGCGCGGUGAACCUAUUGGCCGAUCAUCCUCAAGAGGUGCUCCAAGAGGCGAUGGACAGCAACGUCCUGGUGACCGAGGGCCUGGCCCUGAUGAAGGACGUCGGCGAUACGAUAUCCCGCCUACCGAACCCGAUGAUCGCAGCCAGAGAACUUCUCGAGCACCGUCACCUCGCAGGGCUCGCACCGAAGCAAGAGAUGGCAGGAGAGAUGAAUACCGUGGCGGCCAUCCGGACCGACCUUCACAUCCCAGCGAGCCCACACCAAGGGGUCGGAAGGAGGAGAAUGCCGGUCCUAUGCCGACUGGGCCGCGAGGCGACCGUGGUGCCAGAAGCGAUCUGUUUGAAAGCACUCACACCGGUCGUAGCCGUGACUUGUUCAAUCUUCCUCCCCGGCCUCCGAUGGAACCCAGCCAUGGUCGGCUGUCUGAUUUCGGGCUACCUGCUCGGCCCCCACAAGAUCCUAACUACGGUCGAUUGAACGCGGCCGCGGAUACUCCACAGGGCCCACGAGGCGGACCUCGACAGGUCGGCCGACCUCCACGCAACUUCCCCGCGCAAGGAACGGGUCAGCCUCCACAUGGAACUGGUGUCCCGUCUCCCAGCCAAGAGCGCGGUCCACCAUCUGGACCAGCCUCUGGUCGACGGGAUAGGAGAGAUAGCAACUUCCCAGACACUCAUCAACAGCGUGUCUCGGGACCUCAGGCAUCUGAGCAACGACCACAGCAGCAGGAGACUCUGGGUAUCCACCCGAGCCGGCUCAACAAUAUUCAAGCGGCUCCCGGACAGAUCCAACCUGACGGUCAUGGUCCUCCACCGUCUGCACCACGCAGCGCACAUGCUCGUUCCAACCAACCAUCCUUCCCACCCGCAAGUCCGCACACCCAGGGACCCAACGUCCCGUCCGGACCCGGACGACACGCACCCACUGGUCCUUCCGGAGUCUCCGACCGCAUGCACACCAUGCCACCGCCCCAGCCCGAACGCUUUCCACCCCGCGGCCGUCCCGGUUCCCGCAACCUCGACACCUCCCAACCACUCACCCAAAACGUCCUCCCCCAGCAGACUCCCCCCCGCGGCAUCCAACCCCGCAUGGACCAACCUCCGCCAUCCGCACCCGCUCCCCCUCCGUCUGAGCAACCCGAUCUCAUCGACGAUCGCGGCCGACGUCGGGGAGGGGACGAGCGCCGCUCGACGCGUCAAAGCCGUCGCAGCAGCCGCGAGCGGUCUCGGAGCCCGAAAGAUCGCGAGGAGCGAGACCGCACCGUUCGUGAGCCGAGGGAGCGCGCCGGGGGCAUACGCGGACGAGAUCCACCGCGCGACGAAGCGAGGCCGUUGCGAUCUAUGCCUUCUGGCUCGAUGAAUGGGGAGCGAGAUGGGCGUGCAGAGAGGGAUUAUAGUCGGGAUCAUCGCGGUGGCGAGGGGCGAGAUCGGGAGAGGGAGCGGCCGAUGAGAGAUGACGGCGCAGGACGCGAGCGAAGUGGACGCGAUGGCCGGUUGAGUGGACGAGGCGGGCCCGAUGGGCCGUGGGGUGAGCGCGACGAUGGCAGGAACGGCGGUGGCGAGAUGAGGGUGAAGGGAAGUUCGGAGCGGCGAGAGAAAGAUGAGAGGGAGCGGAGGGAGUAUAACGAGAUGCCGCCUGGGAGUGGUGGACGCGAUGGAAGGAAGAGGGGACGGCCUGAGGAGGGGAUGGGGCAUAUGGAGGCGAAGAGGCCGCGGAGGAGCAUGGGGUGAAGUGGCGGAUUGAUCGAUUCGAGAUGGACGGGGGCGUUGGACGCAAGCCGACACUGUUUCAUAGGAGGAGAGCUCCUUGGGUCGGUCAUGGAGCGAGAUGACGUUUCCAGCGGUUCCUUUUGUUUCCAUCACCAUCCUGUGCCGGCUGUUCUUCACGGAGAUGCCUUCAUUCACGGG